Molecule: messenger RNA, 486 nt
Organism: Pediculus humanus corporis (human body louse)
Lineage: Eukaryota; Metazoa; Arthropoda; Insecta; Psocodea; Pediculidae
Exons: 2
Coding region: 1-486 (161 amino acids)
Source: RefSeq, a predicted model, not a curated record
AUGAGUAGUAGUAGUAGUUCAUGGACGAAUAGAAAAUUUAACGUUAGUAGAGUUGGAGGUGUUAAAAUAGGUACAUUCGAUAGAUCAUAUAAAACAAAUUACACAUCGGGAAGAGGUGGUGGUAUGGGUACGGGUGGUACGGGUGGUGUUAAAAUAGGAAAUGUAAAACCUAUUAUCACAUCGGGAAAGGAAAUUUUACCAGAUAUUGGUCCUAACAAUAGGAAAUCAAAUUCGGAUGGGAAUGCAGUUUAUCAAAGGAACAAACAAGAGGUUAUACUAUUUAAAUUGAGAUUGCUUUUGCCUUAUAAAAGUUUCGGAUUUAGAGAAUAUAAUAAAGCUACAAGUUCCGCAUUGAAUAUAUUAAAAAGGGGAACGACGAGAAAAUUGGAUUUUUUCAAAAGAUACGACAUUGAAACACAAAUCGAAACGUUAACAAUGACGCCGAGUCCAAUAAUUGGUCCAAAAGGAAAGAAUGCCAGGGAAUAA